UACACACAGAACCUGGAAACGUUGACGUCAGGAAGUCGACCACAACCAAAACAGUAACCUCAAUCGUUACAUGAAGUUUUCCCUUGUUUUAAAGCUAGUAAAGUGUAGCCUUCGGGGAAACCAUCAGACACAUGCGAUAUUUGCACCUAUGACCAUGCAUCCCCUCACAAUUACAGUGAGUGUGAUUCACUAAUGGUACCGGGCUCCAGCUAAAAUAGCAUACCGAGUUCUGAAUACAGGACCACACCUGCCCCCUGAGGAAACGGAGAAACUGACCCAUGGUUGACUGUCGCAGACAGUUAGCUAGCUAGAAGCAUCCAUGGUACCUCGAGAUAAGCCGUCAACAAGCCCUCACGAGAAGGCACCAGCUACAUAAAAGUAAUUCGAACCCUCUUGGUCGCAGGCGAACAGAAACAUCUAAAGGAAAACUGUCCAAGUAAACACAAAGAAAUAAUACAGGUAACAGGAGACCUGCUGUCAUAUCUACCUGCCGUUGAAGGCCAUUGCUGUUUCGCAUUCCAGUUGUCCAUUUAGUUCCUGGCAUGCACAUCUGUCAACUCCGGCAAGUGUAUCUUUAAGGCGCCCUCAUGGAUCCCGGCAACGAUGUGGCGCUGGAUAUCAUCAUAACUAACGUCGUGGCCACCUUUAGGACCAGAUGCCAUCUGAAUCUGCGGACCAUUGCACUAGAGGGAUUGAAUGUCAUUUACAAACCAGAAUUCGGGAAAGUCUUGAUGAAGCUACGUAAGCCUAAAAUCACCGCCUCUAUCUGGUCCUCAGGAAAGAUCAUUUGCACUGGAGCAACAAGUGAAGAGGACGCCAAGGCGGGUGCUCGAAGGCUCGCUCGUGUUUUGCAGAAACUUGGCUUCAAGGUGAGGUUCUCGGCCUUCAAGGUAGUAAACGUCCUGGCUGUUUGCUCUCUGCCCUUUCAAGUCCAUCUCAUCCAGUUCACUAAGAACAACCGUCCCAUCGCCAGUUAUGAGCCUGAACUCCACCCUGCUGCAUCAUACCGCAUUAAACAGCUCAGGGCUACAAUACAGAUCUUCUCCACCGGCAGCAUCACUCUCACAGGACCAGAUGUGCAGACUGUGGCCACUGCCGUGGAGCAGAUAUACCCGCUGCUGUUCGAAUGUCGGAAGAUAAAGCACUGAGAUAACUCACACACACACACACAUUGAAAAGCACCUUACAAAAGAUGUUUUUAAUUGAUUUUAACUUUUUUGUUUGUUUGUUUGUUUGGUUGGUUGUAAUGCGAGUGGCAGCUUUUGCCCCAGAGGGUCUCCGUCCUACCGUCAGUCCUCCCGGGUUUGAGUUGCAAGCGUUGGAGACACCGUUGCAUGAGAACAUUGUGAACUUGUGAAAUUUAAUCGAGCACCCCCAGCUAAAAAAAACCCUGAACAUUCUGAGGACUCCUAGGGUGUAAUGCUUAAAGCCAACAUCAGACUGGCUGUUGUGUUCAAAUCGUUGUGCUACAAUCAUUGAAACAAAGAGUGAUAAACAUG
Molecule: messenger RNA, 1499 nt
Organism: Alosa sapidissima (American shad)
Lineage: Eukaryota; Metazoa; Chordata; Actinopteri; Clupeiformes; Clupeidae
Gene: tbpl1
Product: TBP-like 1
Exons: 8
Coding region: 588-1148 (186 amino acids)
Biological process (GO): DNA-templated transcription initiation
Molecular function (GO): general transcription initiation factor activity; DNA binding
Source: RefSeq, a predicted model, not a curated record